Molecule: messenger RNA, 204 nt
Organism: Tetrapisispora phaffii CBS 4417
Lineage: Eukaryota; Fungi; Ascomycota; Saccharomycetes; Saccharomycetales; Saccharomycetaceae
Gene: ATP19
Product: F1F0 ATP synthase subunit k
Exons: 1
Coding region: 1-204 (67 amino acids)
Biological process (GO): proton motive force-driven ATP synthesis
Source: RefSeq, a predicted model, not a curated record
AUGGGAGGUGCCUAUACGAUUUUUGGUAGAUCUUUCCCUUCACACCAACUUGCCCUUGCUACUAUUGGAUUAAUGGGACUGCUUAUUGCUCCUAAUCCUUUUGCUAAGAAGGAAGAAUCCAAAAUUGAUUUCAAGGCUAGCUCUCCUGAGGAAGAGAAAUUUAUCAAGGAUUACAUCAAGAAACAUGCAACAGAGGCUAAAUAG